Emericellopsis cladophorae is the source of this 987-nucleotide messenger RNA. RefSeq lists its product as uncharacterized. Lineage: Eukaryota; Fungi; Ascomycota; Sordariomycetes; Hypocreales; Bionectriaceae. Bases 1 to 987 code for a protein of 328 amino acids. The record is from RefSeq and is a predicted model, not a curated record. The transcript has 2 exons.
AUGGCCCCGUCCAAGCAGCCUCCGCCAAGCUUUGCCCAGCUGGAGCAAACGGCCCUCCACAUCAUCAGCCUCAUCAGAGACACGCCCGGGCUGGAGAACACCAAGAUGGCCGUCGUGGGCGACCUUGCGCUGCGCCAUCAUCUACCAGAGUGUGAUCGAACUGCUAGCAUCGAUCUGGUCAUCAGCAAGUCUUCCUCGCCCGGCCGGGUGAGGAAGGAGAUUGUGGGCCACCCCAUGAGUCCUCUCGUCGAACGGUCUGGCAUGGUCUUCUUCAAGUCCCCCAACCGCUGGGAGGUGGAGGUGAAGCUCAUCCCCGACUGGCUGUGUCCCUAUCUCCCCGACGCCGCGCGUGCGGUGCGCGAUGACACGGCCAGUCUGCCGUACAUUUCCCUCGACGACUUGAUCGUCUUCAAGGCGGAUGCGUGUGGGCUGCGGGACCAGGAGGCCAGCAAGCGGCAGGAGGCUCUCGACGUGGCGGCCCUCUUGGAGCUCGCGUCGGAACACUAUCCUCUGCAGAUUGACGAGGAUAAGAUGGACCGGAUCAAGCAGGCCCUCGAUGACCUGAUCGAGUACUCGCCGCCGGAACUGGACGCCGUCUGGUGGCAGCGUCGUCUGGGCAAGGUCACCGACAACCAAGACUCGAUCGAGACCAUCAUGUCCGAGCUGUCCGACAGCUUUGCGACAAACACGCCCACAUCACCCGGCGCAUCCUCGACCCGCUCGUCCGUCUACUCGACAAUGUCACGGACGUCGUCCUCGUUGAGCACCGUGUCGGCCAAGUCCAUGUCGUCCGUCUCCUCCUCUGCCUCCUCUGAGCCCAAGUCUCCUGAGAAGAAUGGCCGCCCGAGGAAGAUGAGCGUGCACGGGCGGCACAGACGAACGACAUCGGGUGGGGUGGCACCACCUUCGUCGCUAGACGCCGCCGUGCAGCGCCUGCAUAUUGGGCGACCUGCCUCGCCCGGUGUGGCCUUUACAAACUGCAUCUAG